AUGCCACCCUCAACACCCUCCUCCCUCUCAGCCUCCCCCAAACUCGCCUUCAUCGUCCCAUCCUCAAACACAGCAGUCGAAGCCCUCACCAUCUCCAUGCUCCACUCCCUCCCCAAAAACAUCACCAUCAUCCCAAUCUUCACCCGCAUCCGCGUGCAGACCCUAGGCACAGACCCGUCCUCCCUCGCCCAGUUCAACAACACGGAAACCUUCACCACCGCAUCCCAACUCCUCUCCGACGCCCAACCCGCCGCCAUCCUCUGGAACGGCGCAUCCGGAAUGUUCGUCGGCGGAGCCCUCGCCUCGGAUCAAGCACUCGCCAGGGCCAUGAGCGAUGCUACCCCGAACAAGACGCCCUGUAGCACUACCACCCUCGCCACCUGCGCUGCGCUGGAAUUCCUCGGCAUUAGGGACAUUUCCAUCGCAGUUCCUUACACGCCCGAAUUGACAAAGCGAGUCUCGGACUUCUUCACCAACGAAGGCUAUACUGUCCAUUCCGCAUGCUGUAUGGACACCACGCCGGCCAGCAACAUUGAUAUUGCCACGUGCAGUCCCGAGGAGAUCAGGGAGGUAAUCAGACGUUCUGUCGUUCCGGGCAAGACACAGGCCGUUCUCGUUGCUUGUACGAAUUGGCCGGCAGCGCCUCUCGUCGCCGAAUUGGAGGCCGAAUUGGGGGUUUGUGUUCUGGACAGCGUGGCGGUAACGCUGUGGCAUGGGUUGAGGAUGAUUGGGGCUCAAGGUUCACAUUAUAGUGACUCGAUGAAGCAGUGGGGCAAAUUGUUCUCUCCGUAG
Molecule: messenger RNA, 792 nt
Organism: Lecanosticta acicola
Lineage: Eukaryota; Fungi; Ascomycota; Dothideomycetes; Mycosphaerellales; Mycosphaerellaceae
Source: the annotation of a GenBank genome assembly